AUGGCCCGGAAGCUGCUGCUCCUCCUUUGCCUGUUCUCCGGCUUGCACGCGAGAUCCAGAAAGAUGGAAGAGGAUGAAUAUGAAGAUUCAUCGUCAAACCAAAAGUGGGUCUUGGCUCCAAAAUCCCAAGAUACUGAUGUAACACUUAUUCUCAACAAGUUGCUAAGAGAAUAUGAUAAAAAACUGAGGCCGGACAUUGGAAUAAAACCAACCGUAAUUGAUGUUGACAUCUAUGUUAACAGCAUUGGUCCUGUGUCCUCAAUAAACAUGGAAUACCAAAUUGAUAUAUUUUUUGCUCAAACCUGGACAGACAGCCGUCUUCGAUUCAACAGCACAAUGAAAAUACUUACUCUGAAUAGCAACAUGGUGGGAUUAAUAUGGAUUCCAGAUACAAUCUUCCGCAAUUCUAAAACUGCAGAGGCUCACUGGAUUACCACCCCCAAUCAGCUCCUCAGAAUUUGGAAUGAUGGGAAAAUCCUUUACACCUUAAGGCUCACCAUAAAUGCAGAGUGCCAGCUGCAGCUACACAACUUCCCCAUGGAUGAACACUCUUGCCCGCUGAUUUUCUCCAGCUAUGGCUACCCCAAAGAAGAAAUGAUUUAUAGAUGGAGAAAAAAUUCAGUUGAAGCCGCUGAUCAGAAAUCCUGGCGACUUUAUCAGUUUGACUUCAUGGGCCUCAAAAACACCACAGAAAUUGUGACAACAUCUGCAGGAGAUUAUGUUGUCAUGACUAUAUAUUUUGAAUUGAGUAGAAGAAUGGGAUACUUCACUAUUCAAACAUACAUCCCCUGUAUUCUGACUGUGGUUUUGUCUUGGGUCUCCUUUUGGAUCAAAAAAGAUGCUACACCGGCCAGAACAGCAUUAGGCAUCACCACAGUGUUGACCAUGACCACGCUCAGCACCAUAGCCAGGAAGUCCUUGCCCCGUGUGUCCUAUGUGACUGCCAUGGACCUCUUCGUGACUGUGUGCUUCUUAUUUGUCUUUGCUGCUCUCAUGGAGUAUGCUACCCUCAACUAUUAUUCAAGUUGUAGAAAACCAACCACCACUAAGAAGAAAACAUCAUUAUUACGUCCAGAAUCCUCAAGAUGGAUUCAUGAGCGAAUAAGCCUACAAGCCCCCUCUAACUAUUCUCUCCUCGACAUGAGGCCACCACCACCUGCGAUGAUCACUUUAAACAAUUCCGUGUACUGGCAAGAUUUUGAGGAUACCUGUGUCUAUGAGUGUCUGGACGGCAAAGACUGUCAAAGCUUCUUCUGCUGCUAUGAAGAAUGCAAAUCAGGAUCAUGGAGAAAAGGGCGUAUUCACAUAGACAUCUUGGAGCUGGACUCAUAUUCCCGGGUCUUUUUCCCUACAUCAUUCCUGCUCUUCAACUUGGUCUAUUGGGUUGGAUACCUGUAUCUCUAA
Equus quagga is the source of this 1404-nucleotide messenger RNA. RefSeq names its product gamma-aminobutyric acid type A receptor subunit gamma3 (gene GABRG3). Lineage: Eukaryota; Metazoa; Chordata; Mammalia; Perissodactyla; Equidae. The coding region runs from base 1 to 1404 and encodes 467 amino acids. Gene Ontology annotation, cellular component: dendrite membrane; synapse; GABA-A receptor complex. Gene Ontology annotation, biological process: signal transduction; synaptic transmission, GABAergic; gamma-aminobutyric acid signaling pathway. The transcript has 10 exons. Gene Ontology annotation, molecular function: benzodiazepine receptor activity; GABA-A receptor activity; transmitter-gated monoatomic ion channel activity involved in regulation of postsynaptic membrane potential. The record is from RefSeq and is a predicted model, not a curated record.